AUGAACGCUGCUCGGAUUCACGACAAGCAGAAGCUGAUGUCGUUCUGGGAGAGGAAGAUCGUCCAGCACGGCGAGCAGAUGGACGGGGAGGAGGACCGCAGGAGGAGCAGCGCUCUGGAACGGCUGAGGGAGCAGUGGUUAGUCAGGUUGGAUCAGAGGAAUCAGCACCAGCAGAGUUUCUUCGAGGAGCGAAUCAGACGAGCUCAGAAAGCUCAGCAGAGCCUCAGGAGGCUCCAUUCCCCCUGA
This is a messenger RNA of Anoplopoma fimbria (sablefish), 246 nucleotides long. RefSeq names its product protein FAM240B. The transcript is spliced from 2 exons. The coding region runs from base 1 to 246 and encodes 81 amino acids. The record is from RefSeq and is a predicted model, not a curated record. NCBI's taxonomy places the organism in Eukaryota, Metazoa, Chordata, Actinopteri, Perciformes, Anoplopomatidae.